AUGGAUAUAAAAGAGAGAAAAGAGAAGAUGGAGCAGAUAGCCAAGCGAAGGUUCUUCUACACACAGAGUUUUGAGUCCUAUGGCGGAGUUUCAGGCUUCUUUGACUACGGGCCCAACAUGUGCGCGCUCCAAAACAACUUUAUAUCGCUGUGGAGGAGGCAUUUUGUGCUAUCGGAGAACAUGCUCGAGGUGGACACGGCAAUUAUCACGCCGUUUGAGGUUUUAAAGAGCAGCGGGCACGUGGAGAAGUUCACAGACCUGAUGUGCUCAGACGAGGUCACAGGGGACGUGUACAGAGCAGACCAUCUAGUAAAAGAGUACCUGCAGAAGGAGGCAGAGGGCAGAAGCGAGGAGGAGAGAAGAGAGAUGCUGAUGCAGGCAGAUAUGAUCGACUCUUUUGGGCAGGAAGAGCUGCAGAGCAUCAUAAACAAGCACGGGAUUAAAAGCGAGAACAAAAACAGCUUGACGCCCAUUGCCCCGUUCAACCUCAUGUUCAACACCAUUGUGGGCCCUGGAGGGAAGACAAAGAGCUUCCUGCGGCCUGAGACAGCGCAGGGGCAGUUUCUCAACUUCAAAAGACUCCUGGAGAACAACGGAGACAAAAUGCCCUUUGCAAGCGCGUCUGUUGGAAAAGCCUUCAGAAACGAAAUAAGCCCGCGCACAGGGCUUUUCCGGGUUCGAGAGUUUUUGAUGGCGGAAAUAGAGCACUUUGUGCACCCAGAUGAGAAGAGGCAUCCUAAGUUCGAAAAGCUGAGCAGGGUGGAGCUUCCUCUUCUCUUCAGGCCAAAAGACUCUGCAGACGAAAACCAAACCAUCAGCCACUUAAAGAUGGGAGAUGCCGUGGAGAAGGGCAUAGUGAACAACGAGACCCUGGGGUACUUCAUAAUACGUGUGUACGAGUUUUUGGUGAAGAUAGGAAUACCAAAGAGCGCGAUUCGCAUUCGGCAGCAUCUUCCUACAGAAAUGGCGCACUAUGCCACAGACUGCUGGGAUGUUGAAAUAGACACGGCCUUUGGGUGGGUUGAGUGCGUGGGCAUUGCGGACAGAGCCUGCUACGACUUGUCAGUGCACAGCAAAAAAACAGGCGACAAACUGGUGGCCAGAAGAAGACUGCCUGCCCCUGUUGUAGAAAAGAAGACUGCAGCUGUAAUCAACAAGAAAGAGAUAGGAGUCAAGUUCAGAGCACAGGCGCAGAAGGUCAUACAGCAGCUUGAGGAGAUGGGAGCAGAGGAGAUGGCAGAAAGAAAGGUGUCCAGCGAUGAAAUAGAGGUAGAGAUAGAAGGAGAGAAGCUCAGAACAAAGAUACAGGAGAUAGAGAUAGUAAGGCACAUUGAAGAGUACAUACCGAGUGUGAUCGAGCCUUCUUUUGGAAUUGGCAGAAUUCUGUACGCGCUCCUGUGGCACUCUUUCUGGAUGCGGGAGGACGAUGAGCAAAGGGCUGUGUUCAGCUUUAGGCCUGGGAUGGCGCCUGUCAAGUGCAUGAUCCUGCCUCUGCAGGAAGAAGAAGGGUUUUCAUCAACGAUGCAGUCUCUGAAAGAAAGCAUAGUUGAUUUGGGCAUCAGCUGCAACCUAGACGAAAGCAAGGCCUCAAUCGGGCGAAGAUACUCGAGAGCAGACGAGGUGGGCAUACCCUUCUGCAUCACUGUGGACUUUGAGACUCUGCAGGACUCCAAAGCUACCCUGAGAGAGCGAGACAGCACAAAACAGAUACGAAUUCUCAUUGUGGAUGUUCCCAGCGCUCUGAAUCGGCUGGUCAGAGAAGAGGAAACAUUCGCAGAGCUGGAGGCCCAGUAUUCAAAAUCAGAAUAA
This is a messenger RNA of Nematocida minor, 1809 nucleotides long. RefSeq names its product glycyl-tRNA synthetase. Gene Ontology annotation, molecular function: glycine-tRNA ligase activity; ATP binding. NCBI's taxonomy places the organism in Eukaryota, Fungi, Microsporidia. The record is from RefSeq and is a predicted model, not a curated record. The transcript has a single exon. The coding region runs from base 1 to 1809 and encodes 602 amino acids. Gene Ontology annotation, cellular component: cytoplasm; mitochondrion. Gene Ontology annotation, biological process: mitochondrial glycyl-tRNA aminoacylation.